Trichomycterus rosablanca is the source of this 1307-nucleotide messenger RNA. It is a transcript of the gene rnf34b, whose product is annotated as ring finger protein 34b. The record is from RefSeq and is a predicted model, not a curated record. Gene Ontology annotation, molecular function: ubiquitin protein ligase activity. Gene Ontology annotation, cellular component: plasma membrane; cytoplasm. Bases 3 to 1091 code for a protein of 362 amino acids. Lineage: Eukaryota; Metazoa; Chordata; Actinopteri; Siluriformes; Trichomycteridae. Gene Ontology annotation, biological process: negative regulation of extrinsic apoptotic signaling pathway via death domain receptors; protein K48-linked ubiquitination; proteasome-mediated ubiquitin-dependent protein catabolic process. The transcript has 5 exons.
CCAUGUGGGCGUCGUGCUGUGGUUUGUUGAACGAUCUGAUUGGUUCGGGGGCGGUUCAGACUCAUCAGGCUGGGUUUGGAGGAGGAGCCGGUCCCUUCCGAUUCGCUCCUGGGGCCGGGUUCUCCCCCUAUCCCUCGACAAGCUCCUCCCAGUCACCGUCAAGUCCCGCCCCCACCAAUGGAACUGUGUGUAAAGCGUGUGGCCUCGCCUUUUCUGUCCUAAGAAGAAAGUACGUGUGCUCGGACUGUGGGCGGAGCUUCUGUGCGCUCUGCUGUGUGCUGCAGGAGGACCUGCGCAGGUGUUGCGUGUGCCACCUGUUGUGGGCGACGGCGUUCCAGCGGGCGCGGCUCAUGCGUCUGCGUGUGCGAGACCUGCGCCGCUACCUCAUGCUGCGUGACAUCAGCACCGACGCCUGCACCGAGAAAGAGGAACUGGUGGAACUGGUGCUGAGACACGGGGGGGCGGAGCUUCAGGAGGAAGAGGGGGAGGAGCCUGAGGAGACGGAUGCCCUACCCCCUGCCCUGACCACGCCCGUUAAUGCUGCACAGCCCGUCCCCCUGCAGCCUGCACUGCCCGACUCCGCCCCUCAGGAAGAAACACACAGUACUGACACCAACUCAGGAACCAGAGAGGACAAUGGAGAUGUUUCCUCAGUGUCUCUCCUCCCUCUGGAGUCCAGUGAAUGUUUACAGCGCCCCCCGGUGGUUCAGAGGCGAGCCCGGGCGUCCCUCUCUGAUCUCUCGGGGGAGGAGGAGAUCCCCUCACUGUCGGUCAGGCAGCUGAAGGAGAUCCUGGCGAGGAACUUUGUGAGUUUUUCUGGUUGCUGUGAGAAGUGGGAGCUGGUGGAGCGAGUCCACCGACUGUACCAGGACCACCUGCACAACGACCACGCCCGCGUGACUUCCCUGGGCGUGGCUCCUCUGGGCGUGGCUGAUGAGAACAUGUGCCGUAUCUGUAUGGACGCUGUGAUCGACUGUGUCCUGCUGGAAUGUGGUCACAUGAUCACCUGCACCAACUGCGGCAAGAAAAUGAACGAGUGUCCGAUCUGCCGUCAGUACGUGGUGCGGUCAGUCCACGUCUUCAGAUCCUGAACACACACACACAUACACACACACUAAUACACACAAAACACAUACACACAACCAUGCACAUACACUAAUAAACACAUAGUAAUAUGUCCUAAAACACACACAUACACACACACACACUAAUACACUCACACACUAAUACACACACACUCAUACCCACAAAACACAUACACACACACACGCAUGCACAUACACUAAUAAACACAUAGUAAUAUGUAC